AUGAAGCCGAGGACAACUUCCAAUCUUCCUUCCCACUCAGAGGACCGUCCCGUCUCCCUCCCUGGUACGUCAUGCGACUAUAACGGUCGAAUAACAGCUUGUCAUCCAGGAACAGAUGGAAUCAACCGUGUUGCUGACGUCCGAACUGCAAAUGGAGUUAUUCGAAGACCUCUGCACAAAAUCUACCAUCAUCGAAUCAUCAUCAAUACCAAUGAUCGAAGGCUGUUGAAAGACGUGCUUUCAACGCCCGGGGGCAUGUUGACGCGC
Messenger RNA from Iphiclides podalirius (scarce swallowtail), 267 nucleotides. The record is from the annotation of a GenBank genome assembly. Lineage: Eukaryota; Metazoa; Arthropoda; Insecta; Lepidoptera; Papilionidae.